Scatophagus argus is the source of this 1534-nucleotide messenger RNA. Its product is annotated as ninjurin-2-like. The transcript is spliced from 4 exons. Gene Ontology annotation, biological process: tissue regeneration; cell adhesion. The coding region runs from base 154 to 636 and encodes 160 amino acids. Gene Ontology annotation, cellular component: membrane. NCBI's taxonomy places the organism in Eukaryota, Metazoa, Chordata, Actinopteri, Scatophagidae. The record is from RefSeq and is a predicted model, not a curated record.
UGCCUGGUGCUUGGUGCCUGGCAUCCAGGGUCAUUUUCUUUCAUAACAACCGCUGCCAUCCUUGCAUUAGCAUUUUCACUGCUGCGGGGGCAACACUCGGGUGUGUGAGUGUGUGUGCGCCAGCCCCGUUGCUUGUUCCUUACGGAUCUGAUUAUGCAGGGACUUGGGAAGACUGAGAGAGGCGAGCAGGGCCGAGACAUCGACCUGACAUCGCUGAGAUCCACCAUGCCGGCCGGCGGCCCCCUCCAGGGAGGCUCAACCUCUAACCUGAACAUGAAUCUGUAUGCCACUAAGAAGACGGUAGCUGAGGGCAUGCUGGACUUCGCUCUGUUCCUGGCUAACAUCACGCACAUGAAGACUGUCAUCGAACAGGGAGCCGGAUACAGGUACUACAUUGCUGUCCUGACCCUCAUCUCCUUCUCUCUGGCUCUCCAGAUAGUGGCUGGAGUCCUGAUCAUCAUCAUUGCUCGAGUUGAGCUGACCCUCCUCUCCUCUUGUCAGCGUGUGUUAAACUUCCUGAACAACGUGACCACUGGAAUCUUCUUCCUCACCCUCAUCAUCAACAUCAUCAAAGCUGCGUUUGGCACACAGCGCAGCUGCUUACUGCGAUGGCUGUUUCAGCGUUUCAUUCUGUGAAACACUCUCACACCCUGUAUGUGCAUUCAUACACAAAGCCUGAACAUACAUGUAUGUUUAAAGCUGCUCUGAGUAGAAUUUGUAUGUGAAACUGGUGAAAACCUGCACAUACUCCCACACUGUUGUUCUUGAUAUGACCACCAGAGGGAGCUAAGGCGCAGGCCCACAAAUAUGCUCAAAUGAAUAGCCAUGGAUUUGGACUGUGUGUCUGUGCUACAGCCUUGCGGGUAUCUCAGCACAUCAGUCAUCCCGCUUGCUUGUCCAGCUUCAGCUUAACAGGCUCAAAAUUAUUUUGUUUUUAUGGCAAAGAUGGAAGUGAGCAGUAAAAGCCAACAUAUCAUGAGAGAAAUGAACGCAACAAACACUAAGUCCAAAUAACAUGUUCUCAGGGUCCACCACUGAGCACUUUAACCGGAUCAGCUGGGGGUCGUUGCUUGAAGGCGGCAUUAAAUUACAUUUGUUGAGUGAGCUGAUUAAAUCUCUCAUAUGGAAUUUAUUUAAUACAAAUAAAACAGAAACUCUGUUACCAUAAGUCUGGUCAAAACGUCACAUAAACCAGACAGAGACUGGAGGGCGAGUGACUGAGCCGUAAUGCUGCUUGUGUGGGUGCAUUGCUGUGUGUCUGUCGGUUUGUGGCCAUUGUGAGUGUGUGUGCAUCAGCUGCAUGUGUGCAUAUGGGUGGAUGUGUUUGAAAUGUUUGAAAUUGUGUGUUUGUGUGUCUGUCCCUGUGUGUGUGUAUGUUUGUGUGUGUGUGUUGUAGCCCGCAGGGACCUGAACGUGGUGUCCAAUCAGAAACGGCUCGAUUACCUGAACAACGUCACCACAGGCGUCAUCUUCGUCACCACGGUGGUCAACUUCUUCGUCAGCUUCUUCGGAUCCAAGAGGACUGGUUUCUUCC